Messenger RNA from Cajanus cajan (pigeon pea), 1238 nucleotides. RefSeq names its product U-box domain-containing protein 2. The record is from RefSeq and is a predicted model, not a curated record. NCBI's taxonomy places the organism in Eukaryota, Viridiplantae, Streptophyta, Magnoliopsida, Fabales, Fabaceae.
CAACCUCACUCUACUCUGCACUCUGCUACUAUCAAGUAUCAACUAUGAAAUGAUAAAAUAUCCCUCUCCCUCCAAAAUGGUUUCUGCGGUCCGAUUCUAGCCAAACUCGGCGACACAUGUGGAGGUCCAUGCGAACCGUGCGCUCCAAACUCUUGCAACACCACACCUGCGUCUCCGACACCCUAACGCCAAACACCAAGUCCCUACAAUUACGGAGGAGCUGGCUGAAGCGUUAAGCGAUUAUUCGGCAUGCAGUAGCGAUAUUUCGGGUGAGCUCCAGAGGUUGGCCAGAUCGGAACCUGCUGCUCACGUCGACCUCGACCUCCACCCUUCCCUUCUCUCCGCCGAGACUAUCUGUAUAAGGUGUGUUCGGUGAGGCGGAACAAGGAGAGGGCGGUGAGGGCGCUGGUGGAGCUGGUGGGCGAGCAUGGGAGCGGGAUGGCGGAGAAGGCCAUGGUGGUCCUUAAUAGCUUGGCGGGCAUUCAGGCGGGGAGGGAGGCCAUUGUUCAGGAAGCUGGGAUUCCUGCCCUCGUGGAAGCCAUUGAGGAUGGCUCCGUCAAGGCCAAGGAGUUCGCUGUUUUCACUCUUGUUCACCUCUCUGCUCACUCUCUUCCCAAUCCAGCCUUGCUUGUCAGAGAGGGUGCCAUUCCUCCUCUCGUCGCUCUUUCGCAGAAUGCCUCUCUUCCUGCUAAGCACAAGGCUGAGACCCUCCUUGGAUAUUUGAGAGAAUCAAGACAUGAAGCGUCCUGUUCAAGUCCUUAGAGAAGUAAUUAACCCUUUGGAAGGCCAUAGGGCGUUAAAUCACCUUUCAUCUGUUUCCACUGAAUACCUCGGAGUCAUAUUAGCACCACCAACCGGGACAUAACUUUCGAGUGACUUUCACGUAAUUUCAUGUAACUUGGAACUCUUGAAUUCUUGCUUGCUUACUGGCAAAUCCCAAAAAGUACAUAUUGUACCUUUCCUUUCAAAAACUGAUAUGUAAUUACGGUGGAAUUUUUUAUACCUUUCUUGCUUAUCGGCAAAUCCUAAAAGGCACAUGUUGUAUCUUUUCUUUCUAAGGCAUGUUAUGUUAUAGGCUGGAAUGAAGUUGAUAAAAAAAAAUAAUAUCCAUUCUUGGUAAGAUUGACAUAAGCGGGUAAGCCAGCAACAUUAUGCAUGUGGUUCGUUAUUCUUUUGGAAUGCAAGUUUUGUCCAAUAUUAUAAGAGAUAGGCAGUUCGGAGGUUUGGGAAAACUAUAA